GGGGCACGGCCGCGGCGCUCCCGCGGGGAGGCGGCGUCGCAGCCCCAAAACCUGCGCUUCCCCAUUUAUUUCAUUUCUUCCAGGUGACGCGACGUCCCCUCAGGCUGUAACACGCCGACUCCUGCGUUUCCCGCCGCCGGGCAAGGAGCAUCCUCUCGGGAUGGGGGGCCGGCGGUCUCCUUUAGAAGCGGGCGUGCCGUGCCAGGCAGAAUUGUGGGGUGACCUCGGGGUGUUCGAAGAAGAUGAGGAGCUGGAGGGUUUCAGGAGGGAGGCGGAAGUUCUGCGUGAGAAGCUGAGGGAGGCUCUGAGUCAUACAUCUGGUAACAUAAGGCAGUCCAGUUCUUUGACCGACCUCACCUCAGACAGUACCUGGGAUCAGCAAAAGCCUCACUUGUUUCCUAAGUGCCACUUGAGGCCAAAAAGUGCUUCAUCUCCCUGGAUUCCUUCCAUCACCAUCCCUCAGCCUUUCCAAAUGACUCUGCGGGAAGCUCGCAAAAAGUCUGAGUUGAUGAAGUCAUACAUGUUUCUUGAACUAGACAAACAGAGAGACAAAAGGCAAAGCCAGGAUGAAGCUGAAUGUCAGAAACAAUUCCGGGCACAGCCUGUACCUGCCCAUGUGUUUCUGCCCCUUUAUCAGGAAAUAAUGGAACAGAAUGAGAUUCGCAGGCAAGCAGCAACACAGAAAAGAAAGGAGCUGCUACUUUCAACACAGCGGCCCUUCAGUUUUCUGGAGAAGGAAGAGAAAAAGAAAGAAGCUAUCAGACAAAAAUUCCUGGCAGCAGCAACCCCAAAUGAGAGCUCCAAACAGAAGCAAGCCAGUAAAAAAGUACCUAAAUCUACUUAUGACUCACUUCUUGGAGAUAAACUCAAAGAAGCUGAACUCUACAGGGAAAUCCGUAUUCAAAUGAGAGCAAAGGACUUGCUCAAGAGCUCCGUAGCUCCUAUAGAUACCAGCAACUGUCGGAGGGAGCCUCAGUCCCGAACUGCCACCAGAACUAAGCAGGAAAGACUUGGCUUCUUACAGGACAGAAGUUUCAGCUUCAAACCAAGGAUUAAUCCAACAAUACCAGAUUUUGAAGAACUGUACUGGGCAUUUCAGAGGAAAACAGCAAGGAGACAAGAAAUCAAAGAGCCAACUCGUAAUAAACCAUUCAAGCUAAGAACCUCCAAUCUCCAUGCCAGGCAGAGGCAGGCUAAUGAAAAGAUAAAGGAUUCUCAGAAGCUUUCCAAGGUUUCAGUGCAAAAAAGUCACUCUCUGCCUGGACUUUCCUCCCUCUCUUCCAACACCCUUCCUGUGCAUAUUACAGAUGCAACUAGAAAGAGGGAAUCAGCUAUUAGAUAUGCCCAAGAUAGCAAAAAGGAAGGGGACAAAGAAGGAAUUUAUUGGCUGGAGAAACAGAAAAUGAAAUGCCAAGCUAUGCAAAAGUCUCUGAACAGCCGAGCAAAAGCACUGGAUCCUCAUAAAAGUCUGGAGGAAACACAAAAGGAGAAGUCAAAACAGAUCAGGCAAAAUAUGCAAGACAGAACAAAAGAAUACAGAAAAGAACUGGAAGAAAUGCAGCUGCGAGUCAAGAACAGACCAUUCCUCUUCGAACAGGUCACAAAGCAUGGUGCUCGUCAAGGAGCAGAGUGUCGCUACAGACGCACCCUCCAGCAGGUUGGCCUGAGUGAAGAAUUUGUAAGGAAAAAAGGGAAAGACGCCACUGACUUGCUGGGAGAAGAAUCUGAUGUUCACAGGCUGCCCGAGCCUCAGGGUGAAAAGGAUGACUGUACUGAACAGGAAGGAGUACCUCAGGAGGAACAGAGCACAAAGGGAGUGGCAACAUAAAAGCUCGCAGAAGAAUCCAUCAAUCAGCUCUUGAGGUUUUUUGUUCAAGAAUCUCCAGAUUAAUCCUCAGGAACUUAAUAGUUUAAGCUGACACCUAAGAGAAUUGCUGUGGGGUGAGAUGGGAGAAUUUAGUAAAGGGAAAAAAAACAACCGUUGUUUACAGCAUGUCUUGUUAAACCCAGCAAACCCUGCAGCCUCCCUUUGUCUUUAAGUGUCUCUUGCAUGAGCUCUUUUCCUUUAAUGGGCAACAAAACAAGUUAAAGAGGUUGAAGCACUAUCUUUGGAUAAAAGUUGAUAUUAAAGAUUGAAGAGGUGCAUCCUGUAGUGUCAACUCUUGGCAUUCAUGCCACAGUAGCACAUGGGAAGAAAGAAUGCCUUCCACUGUGCACUGUUUUAGACAGCCAUGGUAGAAUGCUUUCAAACAAAUAUCAGGAUUUGACCCACCUUGGGAGAAAACUCAAAGCAAAGUUU
This is a messenger RNA of Ficedula albicollis (Collared flycatcher), 2299 nucleotides long. RefSeq names its product family with sequence similarity 161 member B (gene FAM161B). The record is from RefSeq and is a predicted model, not a curated record. The coding region runs from base 161 to 1828 and encodes 555 amino acids. Lineage: Eukaryota; Metazoa; Chordata; Aves; Passeriformes; Muscicapidae. Gene Ontology annotation, cellular component: cilium. Gene Ontology annotation, biological process: cilium organization. The transcript has 8 exons.